This is a messenger RNA of Argiope bruennichi, 783 nucleotides long. Its product is annotated as cuticle protein 16.8-like. Gene Ontology annotation, cellular component: chitin-based extracellular matrix. Gene Ontology annotation, molecular function: structural constituent of chitin-based larval cuticle. The record is from RefSeq and is a predicted model, not a curated record. The transcript is spliced from 3 exons. Bases 47 to 691 code for a protein of 214 amino acids. Lineage: Eukaryota; Metazoa; Arthropoda; Arachnida; Araneae; Araneidae.
AGACAACUAAAAAGAAGUGACUUGGGUUUAAUAAGUCGGAGGAAUCAUGAUUUUCAUUACUCUUCUUUUAAUUGUUCUUGCCGCAGUAAAUGGCCAAAGAUCAACAUCGAGCUAUCACCAUACUCCAAACAACAUAGAAGGUCCAAGACUUUACUCCUUCAACUAUCGCACACUUUUGAAAGAUGGUGUGGGAGAAAGUUCAAGAUCUGAAAGUGCGGAUGGCACAGGAAAGAUCCAGGGUUCUUAUUCUCUAAAUAAUGCUGAAGGACACUACAGAAUUGUUGAAUAUAUAGCAGACGAAGAUGGUUUCAGGGCUGUCAUUCGCACCAACGAACCUGGUACUAGUAGAAGAAAUCCAGCUAAUGUCGUAAUGCAACCCGAAUCUGGGCCAUUUGAGUAUAAUCCAGUAGUUCGGCGACCUGCUGCAGAUGAACCAGUCCCACCAAAUAUAAAACCAGCCACAACACCCGAAUCCAUUCGAGUACCGGACCGUCGUCCAAUGUACAGGAGACCUGCUGUCUAUUCAGGUCGGAAUCCACGUGUAAAUGUGGCUUCUGAAUCUGAUCUAGAUCAGAAUAUUCCAAUAAAUCGACGUCCUGCAGUGAAUUCCGGAGAGGAACCUAUAGUUCCAAAACUUGAAUCUGUUGAUGUACCAGCAGAUGACCUCAUUUCUAUAUUACCAAUUCUAUGAAUAAAUGAUUUCGACUCAUAUAUGUAGCACUUUCUACUCCAAGUGGAAAAGGUGCUAUUAUGCCACAAACUAUUCAAUAAAUAAAUUCUGGA